Molecule: messenger RNA, 5778 nt
Organism: Mus musculus (house mouse)
Lineage: Eukaryota; Metazoa; Chordata; Mammalia; Rodentia; Muridae
Gene: Bnip5
Product: BCL2 interacting protein 5
Exons: 12
Coding region: 104-2164 (686 amino acids)
Source: RefSeq, a predicted model, not a curated record
CUGAGUCCCUCUGAAUAGUGUUAGCAGUUGCACGCAACAGCAGCUUCUUCUCCCUGGAAGUGCUGGAGCUGACCCACAAAGGACUUCUACAUAACAAGGAACAAUGCCCAGAUCAAGGAAUCCCAGCCAAGGGAUGCCCCGGGACAGCAGCGACUCCUGUGGUCUGAGCCCGGUGGAGACCCCGAAGGGAAAAAAGAGAGCCCGAUCCUUGGACCGGCAGGUUCCCAGGAAGAAGGACCCCGAGUCCUCGAACACCAGGUGCCCCUCCAGCGCCACCUGCAGGAGGACAGCCAGCGAUGGAGCCAGAAGUUCUGAGAGCCCAUCUCACUUUGCAGAGGCACAGGGCGCAACCGCCGCAGCCCUCCCUCCGGGAGAGGGGCGCGGAUUUCUCCCCAGUGAGCAGGGCCCCCCAGAAGACACCAAGAAAGAGAGGCUUCCGAGGGAGGCCCAGCAGAGCUGGCUGAGGCUGGUGCUGAAUAUCUUACUCAUGAGGAUAGAAGAGCCCAGAGAAAAGGCCAGCAGGGCGUCAAAGGGAAAAGGGGACCUACCAGAGGCAGCCGAGGAGCCAGCCCUCAGGAAGAAAUCGCACGAGAAGAGAACCAGCCGCAAGAAGCACAGUCACAGGAAACCUAUAGCAGAAGAGCCUCCGGGUCCCCAGACCGCUGAAGCGCAAGGCCGAGAGGACGUACCGCCCAGUUUGGCUGCCUCAAGCGCCCCCCAUGAGAUAGCCCUGGGGCUGAUCUGCAGGGGGGGACCAGAUUCUGACCUUCCUCAGGCCUUGCCCACUGAAGGAGACCAUGCUGAAACCCCAGACAGCUUUGGCCAAGCCUCAGGUCCUCCAUUAGAAGAGGACCCCAGGAAGCCUGACCAGGAUGAUGUCAUCUGGCAGAUUGUGGAAUUGCUCAAGAAAGCUGGAGACCAACUGGAAGAAGAGGUGAGGAGGCGCAGGCAUCAGAGAGCGCCUGCAGAGCUGCUGCAGCUCCCGCAAGUGCAAAUCCCUCAGCCAGAAGCGGUUCCUCCACGAAAGCCAACGCCACUCCCCAGGAAGAAAUCCCAGGAGAAGAAGUCCAGCCUGAAGAGAGUCUUAUCCCUCAAGAAGCCUGCCUCUGAGGAACCCAAGAGAGUCGGCACAGCCACUACCCUGGGCCCAGAAACCCGGCCCAAGAGGCCCAGCUUCCUACCCCUGUGUGUUAGUAGCCAGCGAGCUUCCACCUCCAGCAGCCUUGACUUGGAGGCGCCUGAGUUCCAAGAGGUCCCGUCUGUAGAUGGUGGAGGCUCCCAUCCCUCUGAGCUCCACACACCAGCUGCCAUAUUUCAGGGACCCGAGGAGAAGCCACUGCUGGACAGAGCCUCCGAAUCCAGAGAAUUCAGGCGGAAGAUCCUGGUCCUGCUCCAGAGUGCAGAGGACGAGAGGGGAGAGCAGGAAGCUCAAGCGCAGGAGGCAGAGAAGGCCGGAGAAAACCCGACCCCAGCCGGCAAGGUGAAGUCCCAGGUGAAGAAGUCUAACCUCCGGAGAGCCUUUUCUCUCAGGAAACACAGCUCCAAGGAUUCUAAGAAAACAGAGGCUUCAGGGACUCCAGGCUCUGGCAGCCUAGAGGCCCGGCCACCCAAGAAGCACGGCUUCCUGCCCAUGUGUGUCAGUGGCCACAGAGCUUCCAUCUCCAGCAGCCCAGAAAGCCUGGAGUUCCAGAAGACGGAGGCUGCAGGAGGGGCACCAGCUGGGUCCCCAGGAGCGCCUUUCCAGGCCAGGAGUCACACACCAGAUGAGGGGCCUUCACCAGAGCGAGCCUGGGAAUCUAAGGAGUUCAUGAUCCAAAAGCUCGUGGCGAGUCUCCAAGAGGUGGACAGGGAUCUAGGGAGGCAGAUCCGGAAGUACCCCAGCUUCAAGCGUUUUUUUAACGAGUUCUCGGAUGCCUCCCUCAGGAAGCUGGUGGCUACCUUAGAGAGACAGAAGGCCAGCCUCUCAGAGGAAGGCCGGAGCCUCGCUAACAGGCCGCCACCCUGUGCCUUUGGCACACUGAACAAGUUUGCGGCCACCCGCAGCUGCACCAUCUGCACCCUGAUGCAGUCCAGAGGCGAAUACAAGGGACACAGUUACGCCCACUUCCUGUCCAGGAAGGCCGAGCAGGACAUCACGAAUCUGGAUAGCCAGAGUCCGGACUGAAGGCCACAUCUCAUACACAAGUUCUUUCUGAGUAGCCAAUAGUCAGCAGCUUUGGCCCGGAGACCCGGAAGACCCCCAUAGGAUGGCCCACUUUUGUGAUUCCCUGCAGGCAAGAAUGGACCAUGGACAAUUCUCUGUGCGCUCAGCAUUGUCUGGGAACACUUUCUUCCGGGAAGUGGGACCCAGAAGCUGUGCUGGGGUCGGCACUGGAAUGGGGUUAGGAGGUCAGGCUUCAUCGAGUGAACCUGGAGGCUCUCCCCUCUGCAUCCCAUCCCCCCACCCUCAACUCCCUCAUCCCUCAUGACUGACAUCUGCCAAAUCCAUGAGUCUUAGCUGGUGUGUGUGUAUAUAUGUCUGCUUAUCUGCCUGCCUGCCUGCCCGCCUGUCUGUCUCUGUGUGUCACUGGGUGGAGGGAGGUAGUGUAGGUCAGAGGUCAAUCCCCGGUAUCCCGCCUCCAGUUCGAUCUGCCUUGUUUUUUGAGACUCACCCAAGCAGGUUUGUCUGAGGUUGAGAGUCCAAGGGAUCUGCCUGGUUCAGCGCUGACAUCACCCAAACUUAGGCCACCACACCCCACCAUAAAUGAGUCUUCAUUUUGAAAAAUAGUUUUUAAAUUCAGUUUCCAGCUGGAAAACACACAUGCAUUCAAAUAGCUGUAGCUGUGUCUCUGCCACGUCACUCCCGAUCUCCCGGGAUUAAAGGCAUGUGCCACCACCGCCCAGUUAAUUAUUUUAUCGUAUUGAGAAAGGUCUCACUCUGUGGCCCAGGUGAGCAUCUCUCUACCCCAACCCCACCCUAGUCUCUUGAGUACUGAGACUACAGCUGUGUGCCACCACACCUGGGCUACUUUACAUGGUCACAGCUGGGUAGAUUUCAGAAAGUCGAAGAGGGCUUCAAGCUGGACUGCCCCAGAUGCUGCACAGAUGUGCACUGCCCCAAAGCCUCUUGCCCUAAGACAUGCAGCCUUCAUCCUGUCUGUGCUGGAUGGUUGUGUGUCAACUUGACACAAGCUGGAGUUAUCACAGAGAAAGGAGCCUCUGUUGAGGAAAUGCCUCCAUGAGAUCCAGCUGUAAGGCAUUUUCUCAACUAGUGAUCAAGGGGGGAGGGCCCAGCCCAGUGUGGGUGGGGCCAUCCUUGGGCUGGUGGUCCUGGGUUCUACAAGAAGGUAGGCUGAGCAAGCCACGGGGAGCAAGCCAGUAAGUAGCCCCGCUCUGUGGUGUCUGCUUCAGCUCCUGCCUCCAGGUUCCUGCCCUGUGUGAGUUCCUGUCCUGACUUCCUUUGGUGAUGAACCUCGAUUUGGAAGUGUAAGCAGGUUAAACCCUUUCCUCUCAAUUUACAUUUUGGUCACAGUGUUGGGUUAGAAACCCUGACUAAGACACCAUUAUCACUGAUGGCUGGGACGUGUUUGGCCCUCUUGUGGAUGUGUCUAUCUGCACAAUUGUGAGAUGUGGCCAGUGACAUAGAUACGCAUAUUCGUCACACGUCCAUACCCACACACAGGAGCUGGGGCCAUUGACUCCCUGGGCUAUUGGCAGGAAAGUGUGACCAUGGGGGAGGGUAUCAAAGCCUGGGUGGCAGAGUGAGUCUCGUAAGCCUUGGAGACUAUUGGUGGCCACAGCAGGCUCAUGGCACCUGGGCUGAAUGGCUUCAUUCAUGGCAGCUGAAUGGAGGUAGGAAGGCCUGGCUCUCAGGUGGAGGCAGUCUCAAGCGAAGGCAUCCUUUCAGGAAGUUCAACUAAAAUCCUCCCUUUAUUUAUUUAUUUUUAAUUCCAUCAAGGUGUCUCUUACUGGCACUUGAUCUCCUUAUAGAUUUAUUUUAGGUAGUAUUCUUGGGUGUGGCAUGGACGUGCAAGAGCCAAAGCUUUGAGUGACUUUUCAAAAGAUGGUGUUGUGUGCAUUGGUGGGUUAUUUUUGUUUGUUUGUUUGUUUGUUUGUUUUUGCCUGCGUGUGUAUCUGUGUGUGGGUGUCAGACUCCUGGAAUUGGAGUUACAAGAAAUUACUGUAAUGUGGAUGCUGGGAAUUGAACCUGGGGCCUCUGGAAGAGCAGUCAAUGCCCUCUUAUCCACUGAGCCAUCUCUCCAGCCCCGGGAACUAAAUUUUUGAAACAAGGGUCAGGAGCCUUUUGUACAUAGUUUAUUUUAUUAUUAGCAAAUCAGUCUUCUACAUAGUUCAGGUUAGUUACCACACCCAACUGUACAUAGUUUCUUUUAUUUAUAUAUAAAUUAUGUUUUCAUUUUAAAUUAUGUGGGUUGGUAUGAGUGCAGUAUCCACGGAAGCCAGAAGAGGGUGCUGUAUCUCAUGGCGCUGGAUGGUUGUAAGCUGCCUGCUGGGAACAGGGCUUGUUUUACCACUGAGUGCUCGCUCCAAACCUUGGACAUUGUCUCUUAUCUGUAAGAACGACUAUCCAGGCUGUAGAAUAUUUGUUAUGAGUUCCCGAUGCUGGCAUCCAAGUCUGGUUUUUAUACUGUGUUGUUUGAACCAAUAAAGACACUGACUCAAAGUGUGAACCGGAUCUUUUCAGGGAAGCUAGGUCAUCUUGCUCCACCCAGUGGAGACAAAAUGGCUGCCCCCGUGUUCCAUCUAGAAGAGACCAGAUGGCCGCCACCAGCCCCCAUCCAGGACAGUCCGAGCUAGUGGGGCCAGCCUCCCUGUCCCUGUCCUGGGUUCUCUCUGGCUCAACUUUAGAGUGACACCAUGCUGACACAGUAAUAAAAGGGGUGCUAGGUUGGGUGGUCAUGAGCUCAGGGCUUCCCAUCCGAUCCCAGGCGGGUAAUGUCAGAAAUGAGAUAUUGCUGUCCUAACCUGACUCCUGAGGCAGAGAGAGGCUGGGUCAGCCAUCGUUCUUUUUGAUUACUUGAUGAAGCUGGUGUGACUUAGCACAGGUGUGGAGAAAGGGUUUGAGGCCGCUCUCUGCUAUGUGUCUGAAUGGGAAAAGGACGGCAUGGUUGAGGGGACGUUUACUGUAGAUAUGAAUGACAGAGAAGCCAGAGGCAUCUGGGAGAGUCCAGACUGCACAUGGCUAGCAGACUGACGCAGACCAUGAGAUGGCGGUGGGAAUCCAUAGAGGAAGGAGGGGCUGUGGACCAAAAGAGAGGCCACAUAGCCAAAAUGGCUGGUUAUAUAUACAGGAAUGGGAGAAUCUGGGGUAAGGGGAAGAAAGCUCUGGCGUUGGAGAGAAUGCGGGUAGGGGGGCGGGGCAUGCCAGGCAGGACGAGUCUGUAACAGGCACUUGUGAGUAUGGACUGAGCCAGAGUCUGCCUUGGUGUGUUAAAUAGGCACCUCAGCCAUUUGUCCCGGGUUUCUCUGAGACCUCACAAUAUCCAGUUUGAAUUCAGCCUGGGUUGUAAGGGUUCAGCAUGUGGGAAGCUACAUACGCCAUUACAAGAUGGCGCUGGCUACCGCUGGCCACCGCCCAUAAGUUCGGGUAAACAACCAAUGUGCGCAUGUGCAUAAGGGUUUUGCGCCACGUCACAGCCCAUCCUGGGGAAUGUAAAUGAGACACUGAAACACAACCAAUCAAGUAUAGGCCACUCCUAGGCCUAUACAAGCAGCGCCAGUUCUGGGCUGGGGACUUUUGCCUUCUCUAUCAAGCUCUCCCAAUAAACGUGUGCAGAAUAA